GUCAAAUUCAAGUUCCUCUCGAGACAGCUGCGUUCCGCCCCUCCUUUUCUUCUCUUUUAAUCUAUACAAAAACCAUGUCUCGCGGAAUGAUGCAACCUCAAAUCAUCCUUCUCAAGGAAGGCACUGAUUCAUCGCAGGGCAAGGGACAGUUAUUGUCAAAUAUUAAUGCUUGUGGUGCCGUUGUGGACACCAUCAAGACGACACUGGGCCCUCGAGGCAUGGAUAAGCUUAUGGUCAAUGAGCGAGGUGAAGUAACAAUCUCAAAUGACGGUGCUACUAUCAUGAAACUCCUCGAUAUCGUACACCCUGCUGCAAAGACGCUCGUUGACAUUGCUCGGUCGCAAGAUGCUGAGGUGGGCGAUGGUACAACUAGUGUCGUCUUGCUUGCUGGAGAACUUUUAAAGGAGGUUAAGGGUUAUAUUGAAGAUGGCGUCAGCCCUCAUGUUAUCAUCAAAGGAUACCGCAAUGCCGCUCGAUUGGCAAUCAACAAAGUCAAGGAGCUGGCUGUCAAGAUUAACAAAGAUAAUGAAGAAGAAUUCCGUGAUCUUUUGACCAAAUGUGCAGCUACUGCCAUGUCAUCCAAGCUCAUCUAUUCACAAAAGGACUUUUUCACCAAAAUGGUCGUGGAUGCCGUACUUCAGCUCGAUCAAGACAGUCUGAUCGAAAGACUUAUUGGUGUGAAGCGAGUACCUGGUGGUGCUAUGCAAGAUUCGAUGUUGGUGAACGGCGUUGCAUUCAAAAAGACCUUCUCGUAUGCUGGUUUUGAGCAGCAGCCCAAGUCGUUCAAGGACCCCAAGAUUCUUUGCUUGAACGUCGAACUCGAACUUAAAGCCGAAAAGGACAACGCCGAGGUGCGCGUUGAAGAAGUUUCCGAAUACCAAGCCAUUGUUGACGCUGAAUGGCAAAUUAUUUUCCAAAAGCUGGAGGCUAUUGUCGCAAGUGGUGCCAAGGUGGUCUUGUCCAAGUUGCCAAUUGGUGAUCUUGCCACCCAAUACUUUGCCGACCGAGACAUCUUUUGCGCAGGCCGUGUAGCCAAAGAUGAUAUGGACCGUGUGAUCCAGGCUGUUGGCGGCUCUGUCCAAUCUACGUGCACCGACCUGCGAUCUGAACAUUUGGGCAUGUGCUCCUCGUUUGAAGAGAAGCAAGUCGGUAGUGAGCGUUUCAACAUCUUUGAGGGAUGCACACAGGCCAAGACGUGCACGCUGAUUUUGCGUGGCGGUGCCGAGCAGUUCAUUGCCGAAGUUGAGCGCUCGUUGCAUGACGCGAUCAUGAUUGUACGACGUGCUAUCAAGAAUAACCUGGUCGUUGCUGGUGGCGGUGCGGCCGAAAUGGAAGUGUCCAAAUAUCUCCGCGUCCACUCGCGUACGAUUGAAGGAAAGCAGCAAUUGAUCAUUGGCGCGUUUGCCAAGGCACUUGAGGUGAUCCCACGCCAGUUGUGUGACAAUGCCGGUUUCGAUGCUACAGAUAUCCUGAAUCAGCUUCGUAUGAAGCAUGCUCAAGGUGGCACCUGGUUUGGCGUGGACAUCAACAACGAGACAAUCGCUGAUAACUACGAAGCAUUCGUGUGGGAACCCGCACUGGUCAAGACCAACGCAAUUGCAGCUGCAACGGAGGCAGCCUGUCUGAUUUUAUCUGUUGAUGAAACUGUCAAGAACGCACAGAGCGAACAGCCUCAAGCAGGCAUGCCUCGCGGUGGAGGACCUGGCAUGGGCCGUGGACGGGGUAUGCCCAGACGUUAAAGCGAAAAAUACAAAAAGAAAAACCCAAAGUCUCCCAACAGAAAACAAUACAAAAGUAUACACCAACCAAAUAAAUAAAAAAGAGAAUUGCAUUUGUUUUAUUGC
Messenger RNA from Zychaea mexicana, 1844 nucleotides. RefSeq names its product T-complex protein 1 subunit eta. Gene Ontology annotation, molecular function: ATP hydrolysis activity; ATP binding; ATP-dependent protein folding chaperone. NCBI's taxonomy places the organism in Eukaryota, Fungi, Mucoromycota, Mucoromycetes, Mucorales, Lichtheimiaceae. Gene Ontology annotation, biological process: protein folding. The coding region runs from base 75 to 1739 and encodes 554 amino acids. The transcript is spliced from 6 exons. Gene Ontology annotation, cellular component: chaperonin-containing T-complex. The record is from RefSeq and is a predicted model, not a curated record.